AUGCGUUCAAUGUUUUUCGUCGUCGCGUCGUUGGCGCUGUUAGCGGCCUGCGCGUGCGCUCCAGAAGGGGAGGUGAUCCAGCACAUCCCACCAAAAGCAGAAGAAACACCGUCAGCUAUAGGAAAAGAUGGUGUGGCUUCACCUGCUGUGGGCGACGCUGCUGGUUCUUCUAAGCCAAUCCACGUAGCCAGGUCUCGCAGAGACCUGGCAGGCCAAGAAAGCGACCUUCUUCCCUCUGCCAACGAUGGAGAUGCAUCAGUAUUCGGUGAAUCCUCCAAUCUCGAUGGCCGUGGCCGCAUCAAGGUCCUGCCAGCUUAUCUCGGC
This is a messenger RNA of Brenthis ino (lesser marbled fritillary), 324 nucleotides long. The record is from the annotation of a GenBank genome assembly. Lineage: Eukaryota; Metazoa; Arthropoda; Insecta; Lepidoptera; Nymphalidae.